Molecule: messenger RNA, 1480 nt
Organism: Lobosporangium transversale
Lineage: Eukaryota; Fungi; Mortierellomycota; Mortierellomycetes; Mortierellales; Mortierellaceae
Exons: 7
Coding region: 233-1411 (392 amino acids)
Source: RefSeq, a predicted model, not a curated record
GCCAUUCCACAUUAAGUAGGUUGAUGUCUGCAUUGUUAGAGUUGGUAGAUGCUGCCAUCUGUGCCGUUCCCGUUGCCAUGUUUUAUGAGAUUAUACAACAAGCGCGUUUGCAAAAAAGCUAAAAAGACAUUAAAAAAGUGAUGCAUUAUUUCAAGGCUCCAUUUCCAAUAAAAGGAGCAGUCCACUUUUUUUUUAAAUCCGUACUUUCCUCCUCUCCUAAUCAACAAAAACUAUGCAGUUAACAAGGAACGUUACGCGUGUUGCAUCAAUAACGACAACAACAGCUGUUAAAAAACUUCGGUCUCAAGUCUUGUGCAAUCAUAUUUAUUCCAACAGGAAGACACUCUGGACUGCUGCAACCUGUUCUGAUCCUGAUCUAUCCACAGCUUUGUCUCGUUGCCUUCCAACUGCUAAUAAGGCAAAUACGACUGCCUCUUUGUCCAAUGCUCAGGGUCAGAAGGAUUCAAUAACGAUCAUCCUGGCUUCCAGAUCUUAUCCAGGUCUGAUCUGCUCUCGUUACCUUCAAAACUCCCGGACCAUGUCUCUAAAUCAUCCUUCAUUCUCGGCGCAGUCGUCGAUCGAGUUCCUACAAAAAUCUGGACAUGGUGUCUCCACACUCACACUCACACCCGACCCUCCUGUUCUGCCUACCAACUCCUUAGACCCUACAGAUCCCUUGAUCAUUUCCUGUCAACCAUUUUAUCGUGUCUGGUCCAGAAUCUCGUCGGAAAAGAUUGAAAGAAAAAUCAGGGGUAAAUGGGCUCGCCCUCAGGACAUUGAAGAGCGAAGCUUGGAUACUGCAGAUCCUGAUAUCUUCAUGAUUUCUGAUCUAGAGGUGCAUCAAUUUCUGGAAGCCCUGGAUACCGCGAACCCAGAUGUAAUAAACUGGGCAUUUUGGCAAGCUCAACCCCGUUUAUUACUGGGAAACCUUGUAAGGAAUGCUGCAACAGUAACAGCAACAUCACGGACCUCUAUAAGUUAUCCGUCCAUGGCACCCUUAGGGCCCGCUAUGCGGAUUACCAGUCUAAUGCCACUCGACUAUUAUUGGAUCGAUUACAAACCACACAUUAACCAAGGACAAGGAGUACUUUUUACAAACGGUGAAAUCACCAACGCAAACCAAGGUCAGCAUAUAGAUAUCGACAUGCAAAAGGCGACAGUGUACAAAAUCACUGGAGGGAUCCUGCCAAAGGAAAUAUGGCUGUUGUUCUUUCAGAUUUUCUAUAUCAGAUCCAAACAACACAUUGAGGAACAAUCACAAUCGCCGGAACAAAAUCAGAAGAAUACAGACAACACCUUUAUUUCCAAUCUUUUCGGAGCCUCCAGUGAAAAUGGCUUUAUUGUUGGACAACCCAACUCUCAUACAUGGGUCUGUGCUGUCACAGAUAGCGUCCUGACAUUUUUGAAGUAAACUGUAGCAUAUCAAGUUGUCUAAGUAAAGAUUUCCAGCGGCGUCACCGCGCCUUCAACAAUAUUACCC